Molecule: messenger RNA, 624 nt
Organism: Kuraishia capsulata CBS 1993
Lineage: Eukaryota; Fungi; Ascomycota; Pichiomycetes; Pichiales; Pichiaceae
Exons: 1
Coding region: 1-624 (207 amino acids)
Cellular component (GO): nucleus; cytoplasm
Source: RefSeq, a predicted model, not a curated record
AUGACCCAAGUCUCAUCAGAAGGUCCGUUUCCAGAAAGUGUGCUCUCGCUGCUUAAGAAAGCCAGGUUUGUACACCUGGCGACGUGUAAGGAUGGGUUUCCGCACGUUUCGCUCAUGAACUAUACCUACAUCAACGCCCAUGACGCCUUCGGCGCUUCCCCACAUCCAAUUAUCGCGCUUUCCACGCACACAGGUACCCAGAAGUACGAAAAUAUCUACAGCAACCCACACGUGUCUCUGCUAGUCCAUGAUUGGGUGACGGCCAAUUCCAUCUACAAAGAGGCCAUCGAUGAGGAGGAGGAAGAGCAAGAAGAGCAAGAAGAACCCGGUUCUCAUAAUUCCAGCAGAAAUGGCAGCAUUUCCAGCACUGCGCCAUCCAAGCUUCUCCAAAUGCUCCAAGGACUAAAUCAGAACGAAUUGAGCUCGGUGAGUGCAACUUUGGCUGGAGAAGCCACCAUCUUGCUCCAGCCUAGUGAGGAAAAGGCCUACUACAAACGCAAGAUGCUGCAUGCGAACCCCGAUGCCAAGCUAUAUAUCGAUGGUGAUGAUGUCGCCAUUAUCUUGGUCUCGCUCACCAAGUCGCGUGUCGCAGACAUACAAAACAACGUGUCGGAAUACUCGUGA